This is a messenger RNA of Owenia fusiformis, 529 nucleotides long. Lineage: Eukaryota; Metazoa; Annelida; Polychaeta; Sabellida; Oweniidae. The record is from the annotation of a GenBank genome assembly.
AAAAAUGUUCAAUGAUGUCAUAGUGUGCAUUAUUCUCAUGACCAAUCAGAAUCGUUGAAAUCGUCAUGGAUAUAAAGAUAACAAUAACAUUGUAUCCAAAGUUAGGAAUUUGAUGAGAUAGCAGUUGUGGUUUUAAUUUCUCACUUGAAAUAAAUAAAAUCAGAUAAAGAUGGCAAUAAAGAAAGUACAAAAAGCAUGGAGACGAUUGAGAAUGAUUUUCUCAAAGAAACGCACAAAUAUCAUGGAGAUUGGAACUGACUUAUCUAUUCCUGAGCAUUACGAAAAUGAGAAUGAGUUUUCAUUCGUCGUGGCCAACAGGUUAUCUGAGGCAGUUGCUGAAAGAGAUACUUUGAGGGAAGAAAAGGAUCACAUAGAAACAGAGUUGGAGGUGGAACGCCAGAUGUCUGACCGAGCUCAGAAUGAAAUAGAUGAGUUAAAAGAAGAAAUAGCAAGGCUGAGGGGUUUGGUUGAAAGCACCUUAAAAAUUGCUGAUCUUAGUCUAGAAUAUUUUCAAAAUAAAAGCCUCUAG